UUCAUUGUUCUAAUUUUUUGUUCUUAAAUCAAACAGAUUUACACGGAAAUCACCGGUUAAGAUUCUAGUCUAAACAAAGGUAAGAUCCCAAAAAAUGGAUACUCUCGCGGAACCAAAACCCCAGGCACUCCGGGACAAACGCCGAACCGAACUUCGCUGGGACCGUCAAGUGCACCGAAAGGCCGACAUCGAUCUCAAUCGAGCCGGUCUCGGAGAAAUGCUCCAGGAAGUUCGGGACAUCGAGAACCUUACCCCGCAACACAUCAAAGGUCUUGCGUCCCGCAUCAAACGUCGCAAGCGUGCCGAUUCGAAGGACCUGGUCAGACUGAGCUAUGGCUUCCAACAGGCUGAGGCAAACAUUUCGGAAUUCGUACGGAUUACCGGGGCCAUUAACGUCAUUGUCAAGGAGCUGACCGGACACGAUUCCGAUCUGCAACAGCUGGCCGCAGAAUGUUUGUGCAAUCUCAGCCUGGGCGAUGAGGUAUGCUGUGAAAAGGUGGCCACCUUUGCCGGGACCUAUCUGAUCACGUUUCUGGAAAAUUUGAGCCAUCGGCGGUUGCAGUUUUCGCAGAUAACCUGCCUGUGGACUCUUCAGAACAUCGUUGCUUCGGGUCCAAAAGCUUGCAAAGUUCUACAUUCACAAGGCAUUGUAUCCUGUCUCAAUCAUCUGUUGGAUAUUGUGGGGCAAAGCGAUCCGCUGCCCGAUGUUCUGCUCUGCAUAGAACUGAUUCUGUCGUACGAGUUUCAGUUCUUUAGCAAGGACAUUUUACUAACAACCACAUUGCCCUUUAUAAUGAAGAAAACUUCCAACUGCAACAGUCUCAAAGUCCUGCACAAAGCUUUAAGUUUGACAAAUUUUGAGGUUUUGGAAUAUGACGCAGUACCAGAAAUCGUAACGUUCUGUUUGAAAUCGUUGGUUUCUGGCUCCGAAGAACUGCGACAUUCAUCAACUCUUCUAGCGAUCCGAAUACUGGCCAACGUUGUGGCGUCCCACGAAGGAUGCUGCACCUUUUUGUUUGAACGUUGUCUACAACAGAACAUCCAAUUCAGUUGUCUGUUUAACAACUUUGCAGAAACUGAGGAACAUGCUAUCUGUCGAGAACUUCUGUGGUUGUUGGGAAACAUUUAUCGCCAAGCAGGCAAGGUCGAACUGGAGCAAUAUUUAGGUUACGAUCAAUUCUGCACCCAGUUGGUGGUGCCGAAAAAGUUGUUGGUUUGAGGUGUUAUAGUAGGAUUACGAUAAUUUGAAACAAUAUAUUAAUGAAUUAUUUUAAA
Uranotaenia lowii is the source of this 1275-nucleotide messenger RNA. RefSeq lists its product as uncharacterized. The record is from RefSeq and is a predicted model, not a curated record. The transcript has 3 exons. The coding region runs from base 95 to 1219 and encodes 374 amino acids. NCBI's taxonomy places the organism in Eukaryota, Metazoa, Arthropoda, Insecta, Diptera, Culicidae.